Molecule: messenger RNA, 1215 nt
Organism: Brassica napus (rape)
Lineage: Eukaryota; Viridiplantae; Streptophyta; Magnoliopsida; Brassicales; Brassicaceae
Product: glycine-rich protein 5-like
Exons: 1
Coding region: 294-1004 (236 amino acids)
Source: RefSeq, a predicted model, not a curated record
UAGGUAAAAUUCGAAUGAAGUUUAAUAAUUGAAGAGCCUAGAUACAUCUACCCUCAAGUCGACUUCAUCUCUUUUUUGCAGCUUUUUAUUGUAGAUUAAAGGGAAAUAAAAAGUUGGUAGGUUCCGUAUGGGAGAUGCAUGUGCAUGAGAUUAGUUAAACUAAAUGCUUUGGAUUAAUACUUAGUUAAGAGUGGAUAAAACCUAUAGUAUAAAAAGGAGAGAAAGAAGAGAGUAUCGAUGCAUAUCCACGAGAAGCAAAUAUAGGUCGAUAUUCGAUAUAUUGAGAAGUUAGAAUGAAGAGUGUAAGGGAGAGAUCAUCAUCAAGAUUAGUGUUCUUCUUGUUUAGUACUGCUUCUAUUGUGUUGUUUCUUAGCUCAAACUAUGUUAAUGGGUUAAGAGACCUAAAGGAGAGAGAUGGAAGUGAGAUUAGAUCUAUGAGUUCUACUGCGUCUUCGAGUGUUUUGGAAAAGAACUUUUAUACGAAUGUUUCGACCCGUAGAUUUGAACAUGCAUUGGUUCGUGAGAAUGGUAAUGUAGACAAGAGUGGAAACUGCAAACCACGAGGUGGACGCGGCAGCGGAGGAGGUGGUGUUGGAGGUGAAGGCGGAAAAGAAAAUCCCCACAAAAAGAAAAAAAGAAGUGGUGGUGGUGGCGGUGGAGGAGGAGGAGGAGGAGAACGUGGAGGUGGUGGUGGAGGAGGUGGAGGUGGUGGCAGUGGUGGAGGAGGAGGAGGAGGAGGAGGACGUGGUGAAGGAGGUGGUGGUGGAGGAGGAGGACGUGGAGGUGGUGGUGGUGGUGGUGGAGGAGGGGGAGGACGUGGCGGUGGUGGUGGAGGAGGAGGAGGACGUGGAGCUGCUGGUGGUGGUGGUGGUGGUGGAGGAGGAAGUGAUGGGAAGGGCGGAGGAUGGGGCUUUGGAUGGGGAUGGGGAGGUGAUGGACCCGGCCAAAACGGAGGUUAUUGUUGGUAUCCCGGCUGUGCUAAAAAGGUCAACGGGAAGUCAUAACUAAAUCAGACAUACACUAAGGAGCUAUGAUAUGUCUUUACAUGCUUUGUCACAACUACAUACACAAUAUUUCCACUGUUUAGCACCCUUUUUUUUCCUCUGUUGUUGCACUUUUAAAUGGCUUAAGAAAACACCGAUUAAUUUCCUUGUUAAUUUUCGUUGUAUCUCAUGUACUUUGACAGAAAAAAACUAUAAGAAAAUUAUUCCCAUU